AUAUCUCCGCUUCUCUGCUGCAUCCUCCAAACUUCCCCAAACGAGUGUCGACCUCCGAGUAGCCAUGUCGCUCACGAUCCCAGCGAACCUCGUCCUCAGCCAGAGAUCCAACAAAUCUCUCACUCAGUCCGUACCUAAAUCCGCCGCGAGAUUCGUCUGCUCCGAUGACAAAUCCGCGACGCAGCAACAACAGUCCAUGAAGGCUUUCUCCGCGGCGGUGGCUCUCUCGUCCAUCCUCCUCUCAGCUCCGAUGCCAGCCGUCGCUGAUAUCUCUGGCUUAACUCCAUGCAAGGAGUCUAAACAGUUCGCCAAGAGAGAGAAGCAACAGAUCAAGAAGCUUCAAUCAUCUCUUAAGCUCUACGCUCCUGAAAGUGCUCCUGCUCUUGCUCUUAACGCUCAGAUCGAGAAGACCAAGCGCAGGUUCGACAACUACGGCAAGUAUGGACUUCUGUGCGGGGCAGACGGUCUACCACACCUGAUAGUGAACGGAGACCAGCGGCAUUGGGGAGAGUUCAUUACUCCAGGCCUUCUCUUCCUCUACAUUGCUGGAUGGAUCGGGUGGGUUGGAAGAAGCUACUUGAUAGCAAUCAGUGACGAGAAGAAACCAGCGAUGAAAGAGAUUAUCAUUGAUGUUCCAUUGGCUAGUCGUCUCAUCUUCCGUGGUUUCAUUUGGCCAGUGGCUGCUUACAGAGCCUUGCUCAAUGGCGAUCUCGUUGCCAAGGAUGUCUAAGAAACAAAUGUCUAUUUGGUCCUUUGUUUGCUUCUCUCCUAUGUUUUCCUUCGUAUGUAUUCAAAUCUUUGGUUAACUCUCCCUAUCAAAGAAUAUUGUCUGCAGUAUGAGAAACCUCUAAUUUCGAUUAAACAUUUUAAGAAUCCAAAGUUAUAGCAUAUUUAUGUUUUGAACCAACACGAAAUUGCCUACUCGUUUGCUUCAUUCUGGUGACGUUUUUGUGCAGUUUUUGUGGAUGAUUUCAGUAGAUAGUCUUGGCUGUGUCCACUUCGUAAUAAAGGAGAGUUUUGUUCUGUGUUUAAAGACUUCAAAGUACUUGUCGA
Eruca vesicaria subsp. sativa (arugula) is the source of this 1053-nucleotide messenger RNA. The record is from the annotation of a GenBank genome assembly. Lineage: Eukaryota; Viridiplantae; Streptophyta; Magnoliopsida; Brassicales; Brassicaceae.